AUGGCGCCUGAGGAGCAACCUGCGGCUCCAAGCCUGCCAUGGCGAUGCGGUUCCGUGGCUGUUAUGGGCGUCGUGGGCCUGUUGAGCCGUGGAUUCCUGGCUGGCCUCAGCAACCUCGAGGUCAAUGGCAUGGACAAGUUCCUCCAGCUGCUCGACGAGCGCAAGGACGUCCAGGGACGCCAAAGGGGUUUAGUCACAGGUGAGUUUCGCGCACCGCGACACGGUAGUCCAUUGCAGACAAAACAACCCGCUGACGGGAAGCUCUCCCACAUCUCCAGUUUCCAACCACGUAUCUGUCUAACUGGCGCAUCUGUUCCGCCAUUCAGAUUGGAUGACCCGCUGAUAUGGGGCUCGCUACCGCUCCGCUACAUGUUCAAUCCAGACAACCUGCGCUGGAGCCUCGCCAGCCAUGAUCUCGCAUUCCCAAACAAGGCGCUCUCCCUCUUCUUCUCCCUUGGCCAAACCCUUCCGUGCCACCGCCUCGCGCACUCUCCCCACGGCGGGCUCUUCCAACCCACCAUAACGCAAGCCAUCCGCCUCCUGUCCCGCGCCCCCUUCUCCGCGCCGCCACCACCGACCAUCCAGCGCCAUGACUCCACCGCCGCCGCCCCAGACAUCCCCGACCCCUUCACCUCGGCCGCCCUGACCUACACCACAACGGGCGACGACGCGUUCCCCGCGCCGGCGGCCUACGCCUCGCGGCGGCACGGCUGGGUGCACAUCUUCCCGGAGGGCAAGGUGCACCAGAAGGAGGACCGCACGAUGCGCUACUUCAAGUGGGGCGUCGCGCGGCUCAUCCUCGAGAGCGAGCCGCACUGCCCGGACGUGGUGCCCAUGUGGGUCGAAGGGCCGCAGCAGGUCAUGCACGAGGGCCGCACCUUCCCGCGCUUCCUGCCGCGCCCGGGCAAGACGGUCAGCGUCACCUUUGGCGAGCGCGUCGACGUCGACAGCGUCUUUGGGGACCUGCGCGCGCGCUGGAGGCGGCUGAAGGAGCGCGAUGGCGAACAACGACGGGCCGCCGCCGCCGCCGGGGAGGAGGAGGGCAAGGGGGCGCUGGGGGAGGUGGGGUUGGGCGUGCUGAGCGAGGGGCUGAAGUACGGCAGCGAGGCGGUGGAGCUGAGGAAGGAGUGCACGAUGCGCAUGCGGGAGGAGGUGCUGAAGGUGCGUAGGAGCAUGGGCUUGCCGGAUGAGGAUCCCAAGGCUGGCCUGGUUGAGACGUGGGCGAUGGAGGGCGGGAAGAAUGAAGGGAAGAUGGACGAUGACAGCUGGGUGAAGGAUACUUGA
Molecule: messenger RNA, 1284 nt
Organism: Diplodia corticola
Lineage: Eukaryota; Fungi; Ascomycota; Dothideomycetes; Botryosphaeriales; Botryosphaeriaceae
Product: tafazzin protein
Exons: 3
Coding region: 1-1284 (427 amino acids)
Biological process (GO): inner mitochondrial membrane organization; cardiolipin acyl-chain remodeling
Cellular component (GO): mitochondrial membrane
Molecular function (GO): 1-acylglycerophosphocholine O-acyltransferase activity
Source: RefSeq, a predicted model, not a curated record